Molecule: messenger RNA, 1740 nt
Organism: Penicillium macrosclerotiorum
Lineage: Eukaryota; Fungi; Ascomycota; Eurotiomycetes; Eurotiales; Aspergillaceae
Exons: 8
Coding region: 1-1740 (579 amino acids)
Biological process (GO): carbohydrate transport; transmembrane transport
Cellular component (GO): membrane
Molecular function (GO): carbohydrate:proton symporter activity
Source: RefSeq, a predicted model, not a curated record
AUGUCGGAGAAGAACGGCCAGGAAGACAUCCAUGGCGUCUCGGCGGUGGUUGAGGACACUCCUCAUGUCAUUGCGGGAUACGGUGAAACAGCUAAACGCGCGGGUGCCAAGACGAAAGAGGUUCACAAUGCCGAACUUUUUGCUGCUAUAGAAGAGACGAAGAUAGAGCGGUGGAGCAAAACGUCGCUCCAUUUAUACUCUAAACUUCUUUAUCCCCGCAUUACAGUUUGUAUAUUCGUCUCGUUUCUCUGCGCAUGUGCUAAUGGUUAUGAUGGUUCCUUAAUGGGUUCUGUUCUCGCGAUGAGCCAUUAUCAAGAGGUAUUCAGGACUGGCCUCACUGGUGAAAAGGUCUCCGUGGUCACUUCGCUUUACACUGUUGGAUCCAUCGUGGCCACCCCUGUCAGUGCUGUUAUUUCUGACAAGCUCGGUCGUCGCAAGUGCAUGUUUGUUGGGGCCUGGAUUAUCAUAGUUGGAUCUAUCAUCAUUUCGACUGCGAUGACACUGGCUCAAUUUGUGGUUGGAAGAUUCAUCCUUGGAGUAGGAAUUCAGAUCAUGGUUGUUUCCGCUCCCGCCUACGCUGUUGAGAUCGCUCCACCUCACUGGCGUGGUCGCGCUGUUGGCUUUUACAACUGUGGCUGGUUCGGAGGCAGUAUUCCAGCUGCGGCGAUUACAUACGGAACAAACUACAUGGGCAAUAACUACCAGUGGCGUGUCCCAUUCAUUUGCCAGUGCUUUGCCUGUGUUCUCGUAAUUUGCUUUGUUUGGUUCAUCCCUGAAUCACCUCGCUGGCUUCUUGCACAGGGCAGAGACGCAGAGGCAACAGCAUUCUUGGUCAAGUAUCAUGGCAACGGCGAUCCCAAUGCUCGUCUUGUUCGUCUCGAGAUCGAAGAGAUGAAAGAGGGUAUUCGCGUUGACGGAAUCGACAAGAGAUGGUGGGAUUAUCGACCCUUUGUUACCACACAUAGUGGUCGUUGGCGUUUUGCCCAAGUGAUCAUGAUUUCUGUCUUUGGACAGUGGUCCGGCAACGGGCUCGGUUAUUUCAACUCGACUAUCUACGAUAUUCUUGGAUACAAAUCGAGCUCAAUCCAAUUGCUUUUCAAUCUUAUCAACUCAAUUGUGUCAGCAAUUGGCGCAGGAAUUGCCGUUUGUUUGACGGAUAAGAUGCCUCGCCGACCGGUUCUUGUCUGGGGAACUUUAGGUAUGAUUAUUCAUAUUCACUUCCUUCGAUACUGUACUUCAAUUGCUGACUUUGUAACAGCAUGUUGUAUCACCAUGGCAAUCAAUGCCGCAAUUUCUAUUCCGAUUGCGCAGACAGGAACUAUCAGCAAAUCUAAGGGUCAAGCUGCCUUGGCGUUUUACUACCUCUUCAACGUCGUUUUCUCCUUCACAUAUACUCCCCUACAGGGUGUCGUACCGGCGGAGGCCCUGGAGACCACGACCCGUGCAAAGGGCCUUGCACUAUCGGGAUUUAUGGUCAGCUCUAUCAGUUUCAUCAGUCAAUUUGCCUCGCCAAUUGGUCUUGGAAAUAUCUCAACCAAUUACUUCUGGAUCUUUGUGGGAUGGGACUUGCUUGAGGUGGUGUUCUGGUAUUUCUUCUGUGUCGAGUCCCAAGGUCGCACUCUGGAAGAGCUUGAAUGGGUCUAUCAACAGCCUAAUCCAGUCAAGGCGUCUCUAAACCUGGACAAGGUCGUCGUGCAACAGGAUGGCACGGUUACGGAGAAGAUUGAGACAGAUGCUUGA